Morchella sextelata is the source of this 966-nucleotide messenger RNA. RefSeq lists its product as uncharacterized. Bases 1 to 966 code for a protein of 321 amino acids. Gene Ontology annotation, biological process: mRNA splicing, via spliceosome. Gene Ontology annotation, molecular function: RNA binding. Lineage: Eukaryota; Fungi; Ascomycota; Pezizomycetes; Pezizales; Morchellaceae. The record is from RefSeq and is a predicted model, not a curated record. The transcript has 2 exons. Gene Ontology annotation, cellular component: RES complex; U2-type spliceosomal complex.
AUGUCCCUCUCCACAUACCUCGCCCAGAAAUACCUCACAAAGGACGAGCCAGACAAGAAAAAGUCAAAGAAGCGAAAAAGAAAGGCCCAGCAGGAGGGCGGCGUGAUAAUCGCCGACGACGAUGCCCUGGGCUGGGACCAAGGCAAAGACGACGACGAUGACGACGGCCCUGUGACCAUCGGCGAAACAACCAAAGCCUUCCGCCGCACCACAAAGUCCAACUGGACCUCCGUCGACGCCGACGCCGCAGCCGCUGACGCCGCCGAGACCGCCGCCGCCGACGCCAUCAUCGCGCAGGCGCUGCCGCAAGCCGACGACCUGGACGACCAGCCCGCGAUCGUCGGCGCCGACGACAAGUCCAUGCAGAAGAUGUCUAGCGGCGCGCACGCGGGCCUCCAGACGGCUGCGCAGGUGACGGCGCAGCUCGAGCGGCAGCGGAAAGCCGAGCUCGCGCGCUUCAACUCGCAGGACCCGAGCGAGACCGGUAAGGGCCAGGAGACAAUCUACCGUGAUGCGUCGGGGCGCAUCAUCAACAUUGCCAUGGCGCGGCAGGAGGCGCGCAAGAAGCUCGAGGAGGAGGAGGCCAAGAAGCGGCAGGUUGUGGAGCAGAACAAGGGCGAGCUGCAGGCGGUGCAGCGCGAGGAGCGCAAGAAGGAGCUGGAGGAGGCAAAGUAUAUGACGCUGGCGCGGUAUGCGGAUGAUAAGGAGCUCAAUGAGGAGAUGAAGGAGAAGGAGCUGUGGAACGAUCCGGCGGCGGCGUUCUUGACGAAUAAGAAGAAGGGACUGAGUAAGACGGGGCGGCCGCUGUAUAAGGGCGCCGCACCGCCGAAUAGAUAUCAUAUCCUGCCGGGGCAUCGGUGGGAUGGGGUCGAUAGAGGGAAUGGCUUUGAGAAGAAGUGGUUCCAGGCGCAGAAUGCGAGGAAGAAUAGGGCGCAAUUGGAGCAUGAUUGGCAGACGGAUAUGUAG